Lasiosphaeria miniovina is the source of this 1293-nucleotide messenger RNA. RefSeq lists its product as uncharacterized. The transcript is spliced from 3 exons. Gene Ontology annotation, biological process: regulation of DNA-templated transcription. Lineage: Eukaryota; Fungi; Ascomycota; Sordariomycetes; Sordariales; Lasiosphaeriaceae. Gene Ontology annotation, molecular function: zinc ion binding; DNA-binding transcription factor activity, RNA polymerase II-specific. The coding region runs from base 1 to 1293 and encodes 430 amino acids. The record is from RefSeq and is a predicted model, not a curated record.
AUGACAGACGUAAGGUCAUAUCAGUAUCCGCCGCCGCCACCCCCAAACGGCGCCGAGAUGGACAUGCCGCCUUCAGGAUAUUACUCCGCACAAGCAGCAUCCGGGAUGGAUAUGAGAUCGGGCCCGGACUCGGGUAUCCCUUCGAGGGAGCGCUCCGUCUCGUUCUCAAAGUCGAUGAAGCUGGAGCGAUCUCUGUCGAUACCAACCGGUGGACCGCCAUCAUCACAGGCUUCGCAACAGCAGCCCCCGACGCCACAGCAACCUGGCACCCCAGACGCCCUUACCCUCGCUGGAGAGAAGAGAAGAAACAAGCUUGGGUACCACCGGACUUCUGUAGCAUGCGGCCACUGCCGCCGACGAAAGAUUCGAUGCAUCCCGUCGCAAAAUGACGUCCAGGGACGCUGCGUAAACUGCAUCCGGCUGAAAAAAGAGUGCAGCUUCUUUCCCGUAGACCAGCAGCCAACGCCCCAAGACACGCGGCAAAAGUCGGCUUCGCGGUCCUCGAUCGGACCCAAGAUCGCCUCGGCUUCCUCGUCGCCCGCCAUGCAGACUGGGAUUCCUUCAGACAUCCACGGGCAGCAGCCCUAUCCGCAACUGACUAUGCCUUCCAUGCCGCCUCCCAUGAAGCCGGCUGGAACGGAGAGUUAUACUCCUGAUUCCAAGUUGCCUUCGAGCAGUCGACCGUACGAAUAUGGUCAUCAUGGCAUGACCAACUGGAUGUCGGCGGACGCCAGCCCAAGCUCAUCCAAGCCAAGCGACUUGAAUACGACGUGGAGAACCUACCCGGCCGAAUCGCCCGUCACGGCUGCUUUCUCUCCCUAUACACCUCACGCGCCACCACCAUCUGCCACUUGGUCAGCGUCAGUGGGCUCCGAAUCCUCUUCGAGGGACGAAAUAGCAUGGUCUUCGUACCCAGCACCACCCCCUCGAUCUCUUUCCUUCGGCGCCGAGGGCAUGUCUAGCCAUCAGCAGUAUCCAUCAAUUUCGCAAAUGAGUGGCCAUUCAAGCCGGUCCUAUGAUCGAAAAUCAGGUUCAAUACCUGCCGACAUGUAUCCGCCGCCUAUUGCGACAACAAUUCCCGGGAUCGAGACAGUGCCGGGCACAACUUUGGAGCAUGGUGUUUCACUGUCAGCCGGAGCCGUUCCUCCGUCCACAUAUGGUUCAUGGCAACAGUCGUACUCAUACUCGAAGCCCGACAGCUAUGGGGCGUGGUACGGAGAAGCUGGAGCUCAGCAGCAUGAACACCAUCCAUCUGGACAUCACUCAGGGUCGAACAUGUAUUAUGAGCGGUAG